AUCAGUCUUAAAUUUCUCCACAAUUCAAUCCAAAGCAAAACAAAGAACCACAGAUAAUGUCUCUCAUUCCAAGCUUUCUUGGUGGCCGAGAUCCCUUCGCAAUGGAUAUCUGGGAUCCAUUUGAUUUCAAUAAUUUUCCAUUACCCACUUCCCUUUCUGUUCCACACCCUCAAUUCUCCAACGAAACUGCUGCGAUCGUGAAUGCUCGAAUCGAUUGGAAGGAGACCCCAGAAGCCCACAUCGUCAAAGCUGAUCUUCCUGGGCUCAAGAAGGAAGAAGUGAAGGUCGAGGUUGAAGAAGGUAGAGUCCUUAAGAUCAGUGGCGAGAGAAACAUAGAAAAAGAAGAGAAGAAUGAUCAGUGGCACCGAAUGGAGCGGAGUAGCGGAAAGUUCCUUCGGCGGUUUAGGUUGCCUGAGGAUGUGAAGAUAGAUCAGGUGAAAGCUGCUAUGGAGAAUGGAGUGCUUACUGUAACUGUUCCAAAAGAAGAAGUGAAGAAGCCAGAGGUUAAGGCCAUUGAAAUCUCUGGCUAGACGACCUUGUUUUGUGACAUCCUUUUGCUUUCAGGGCUCUAAUAAUUGAUCUCUGAUAAAAGAUGUUGAAGCUAUGGUGAGAUGAGAAUUUUCCUUUUCCC
Macadamia integrifolia is the source of this 631-nucleotide messenger RNA. Its product is annotated as 18.1 kDa class I heat shock protein-like. The coding region runs from base 57 to 530 and encodes 157 amino acids. The record is from RefSeq and is a predicted model, not a curated record. Gene Ontology annotation, biological process: response to hydrogen peroxide; protein complex oligomerization; protein folding. Lineage: Eukaryota; Viridiplantae; Streptophyta; Magnoliopsida; Proteales; Proteaceae. The transcript has a single exon.